AUGCCAAAGUUUCAGGCCGGGUUGGGGCCGGCAAGGUUCUCGCGGCCCCCGGCCCCCGCCCUCCGGCACCUGCCCGGCCAGCCCUGGUCCGCGCCUUCCCCGCCGGGCCCGGCGCGUGGUCCGGGGACGGCGCCCACUUGGUCCCCACUCACCCCUCGCGGACAUGGUUCAGGCAGCAGGAGUCGAAGCAGUGAGGGCGGCGGAGUCACCCGGCAGGGCGUGGGGAGGAAAAUCUCGCCGAAACGCACAAGGCGCACCCGAGCCCGCCAGCGUGGGGAGGCGGCUGGCCGCGCGGGGACGCCUCCCGCAAGACACCUGAGCGCCGCUGGGCGCAGCACGGCCGGCGGGCGGGGACCGGCCGGGCGCGGCAGCGCUGACAGCCGGCUGCCCAAGCUGGGCGGGGCCCGCCUCCCCGCCUCCCCGCCUCCCCCGCCCGCCCGGCCGCCCGGCCCACAGGGUCCAGCGGCGGCGGGAACGCGCCGCCAGCUCGGCUGCGGCGCCAGCCCGAGCUUUUGUCCCCGAGCGAGCGUGGUGCGGCGUGCGGUGAGGGCUGCGUCUCCCCUCCCCCGACCCGAGUCCUUACUGAAAAUAAUAGUAGUAAUAAGAAAAGUGCUGCCGCUAUGA
This is a messenger RNA of Lipotes vexillifer (Yangtze River dolphin), 624 nucleotides long. The record is from RefSeq and is a predicted model, not a curated record. Lineage: Eukaryota; Metazoa; Chordata; Mammalia; Artiodactyla; Lipotidae.